AUGUCGGACAGCCUGCACGGGCCAUUGCCGCAACUGCUCGCGACGCUGCUCUUCGUCUACGUCGUCUGGCGGCUGCUCAGGCAUGACAGGCCCCAGCCGAUGCUGCGCUCGGUCGCGAUCGUCGUGCUGGGCGACGUCGGGAGGAGUCCGCGGAUGAUGUACCACGCUGAGAGCUUUGCGAAGCACGGGUUCGAGACGCAUUUGAUUGGGUACAGAGGAUCCAAGCCCAUCCCCUCGCUCCUCUCCCUCCCGCACAUCCACCUCACCUACCUCUCCUCCCCGCCGCGCUUACUCACGCGCCUCCCCUUCCUCCUCUCCGCGCCGCUCAGAAUCACCCACCAAAUCAUCACGCUCCUCCACACGCUCCUCUUGCGCGUGCCGCACGCGCCCGAGUUCAUCCUAAACCCGCCGAGCAUCCCGACGCUCGCGCUCGCGCAGCUCGUCGCGCGCUGGCGCGGGAGCAAGCUCAUCGUCGACUGGCACAACCUCGGGUACAGCAUCCUCGCGCUGCGCCUCGGCGCGCGCCACCCGCUCGUCCGCGCAGCGAAAGUGUUCGAGGCGGCGUUCGGCCGCGCGGCGUACGCGCACCUGUUCGUCACGCGCGCGAUGCACGACUACCUCGCGGAGGAGUGGCAGCUCGUCGGGCACAAAGCGGUCCUGCACGACCGCCCCCCGGCGCACUUCCACCGCGCGUCCGAGUCCGAGUCGCACGAGCUCUUCCUCCGCCUUCUCCCCGCCCUCUCCACCCCUUCCCUCCUCUCCUUCCUCCCGCCCAGCACCCCGCCCUAUUCCACGCCCUUCACGCACGUCACCCCCACCCCCUCCCCCUCCUCGCCCACGCUGAACAUGCCCGCGCGCCGCGCCGACCGCCCCGCGCUGCUCGUGUCGAGCACGUCCUGGACGCCCGACGAGGACUUUAGCGUGUUGCUCGGUGCGCUGGGGGGGUACGAGCGGCGCGCGCGGGCGCGGGAAGGUGGUGGUGGGGGAGGGGGCGCGUUGCCGAAAGUGCUGGUGGUGGUCACCGGCAAGGGCCCGCUGCGCGACCGGUACAUGCGCGAGGUCGCGCGGCUCCAGGACGCGGAGGGGGGCGAGGGGUGGAGGUAUGUGCGGUGCGUGAGCCUGUGGCUCGAGGCGGAGGAUUACCCGGUGCUCCUCGGCUCGGCGGACCUGGGCGUGUCGCUGCACGCGAGCUCGUCGGCGCUCGACCUCCCGAUGAAGAUCGUGGACAUGUUCGGGUGCGGGCUGCCCGUGUGCGCGCUGGACUUUGCGUGUCUGCACGAGCUCGUGAAGGACGGGGUCAACGGGCUCGUGUUCAAAGACGCGCAGCAACUCGCAUCGCAACUCGAGGUCCGUUGUUUAUUUUUCUUUCUUAUAUACCCGUCCGAUCCCGACGCACGGCAGACGCUCCUCACCGCCUUCCCGUCCUCCCCCGCACUCGCGCGGCUCGCGCAGUCGUUCUCGCACACGCAGCUGCACCGCGACCGGGCGCUCACGGGCGCGGAGGGCGCGCACUGGGAGUGGGAUACUUGGACGGAGAACUGGGACCGGGUGAUGAUGCCGCUGAUACUGAGGGACGUGGACGGGUUCAAUACGGAGUGGACGUGA
This is a messenger RNA of Gloeophyllum trabeum ATCC 11539, 1605 nucleotides long. RefSeq lists its product as uncharacterized. Gene Ontology annotation, molecular function: mannosyltransferase activity. The coding region runs from base 1 to 1605 and encodes 534 amino acids. Gene Ontology annotation, cellular component: endoplasmic reticulum. NCBI's taxonomy places the organism in Eukaryota, Fungi, Basidiomycota, Agaricomycetes, Gloeophyllales, Gloeophyllaceae. The transcript is spliced from 8 exons. The record is from RefSeq and is a predicted model, not a curated record.